AUGAGUCGUUCCGCGUUAGAAAUGAAUUUUAUGCGUCUUUUAUACUGCACUGAAUGUCUUGCAGUACAAAAGAAGUUGGGCACCACUUACAAGGCCUAUGUGAAAACUUUGGAAACGUUCUUUAACAAAUUGAUAUCCUCGAAUUAUCGUCCUUCUCCAGAAUGUAUCCGUAAUUAUGAAAUAAGAGUAAAAAGGUUAAAAGAAAACUGUGAUAUUGUACAAACUUCAGAUCCAGUAUCUACUCAUUAUCUAUCUCAUGAUAAGACUACUUCGACACUGAAAACAAUCACUCCAGCGGAGAACAAUGACAGUGCAGUGUCUAAAGAUAUAUCAUCACAGGAGACAGAUAAUGCCUUUACUGAAAUAGUGGAGAACACAUCAGUCAUUCAAUGCGCAUAUUCUGAUACAUGUGAUCUGAUAGCGAAAGAACGUCAGCGGAUAAAUCGUGAUUUAAGAGAACAAUUAUUAGGUGGAAAUAAGUCUACAGAGAAAAUGUUUGAUCAGCUUGAAAACUCCAGUAAAUCACCUGAUGCACUUUUACGUGAACAACAAAUGCGACGUGAACAAUUAGCCUCAGAAAUGUUAUUACUAACUGUUGAUCUUAAAAAUCAAUCCUCAGCAAUGAAUCAACGUAUUCGAUCAGAUUGUCAAACAGUCAGUUUGAGUAUUGGACAAGUAGAGAAAAAUGAAGUUCAUCUCUCAGGUGUAUUAAAUGAAUUAUCAGUUGAAUUAGGUUCAAAAUGUGGUCGAAUUGUUUGGAUUUUAUUUUUUAUUUCAUUAGGUUUGUUUUUAUAUAUGAUUUUAUUUAUGAAAAUGUUUCGUAAACGUAUAUAUCAGUCAAAUACAACACCUCAACUGUCCAGAAAUGAAUUAUAA
Trichobilharzia regenti is the source of this 876-nucleotide messenger RNA. NCBI's taxonomy places the organism in Eukaryota, Metazoa, Platyhelminthes, Trematoda, Strigeidida, Schistosomatidae. The record is from the annotation of a GenBank genome assembly.